Molecule: messenger RNA, 648 nt
Organism: Dibothriocephalus latus
Lineage: Eukaryota; Metazoa; Platyhelminthes; Cestoda; Diphyllobothriidea; Diphyllobothriidae
Source: the annotation of a GenBank genome assembly
AUGAAUAAACCAAAGUGUAAUAAAGGAAAGUCAUUUGCUCAAGAAAAUAUUGAGAAGGCAAAAACAAAUGGCCUCCGAUGCACUAUUUAUUCCGUUAAUGGGGACCAGUACACUGGCGAAUGGAAAAACAAUAAGAAGCAUGGACAGUGGAAAUUUGGCAAGCGUUGUGGAUUCGGUGUUCUCAGUGUUGUUGGGCCUGAUGGUAAACAUACGAAAAUCUAUUCUGGAGCAUGGAAAAACGAUAAAAGACACGGCUUUGGUGAAAAUUGGUACUCGGACUACGAAUUUUAUGAAGGCGAAUGGUAUUCGGACAAAAGGUAUGGCUGGGGACGCCAAUAUUACAAAGACGGUUCAAUGUACGAAGGGGAAUGGGUUGAUGACAUGCGCUGCGGCGACGGGAUGCUGCGUCUGCCAAACGAAAACCGGUAUGAGGGCAGUUGGGUUAGUGAUAAAAAGAAUGGAAAAGGAAAAUUUAUCUUUCACAAGACAAGCCAGGUGAUGGAGGGUGUUUGGGUGGACGAUAUCGCACGCUGCGCACAAAUAAUCGAUCUGGGUGGACGAUCGGAACCUACCUCAACGACAUAUCCUAUCCCUGAGGUGAGUCCAUAUCAGAAAGCCUCUAGUUUUAGAUUAAAUAUUUUGUCAUAA